Ochotona princeps (American pika) is the source of this 1785-nucleotide messenger RNA. It is a transcript of the gene CPNE6, whose product is annotated as copine 6. The transcript is spliced from 16 exons. Gene Ontology annotation, molecular function: calcium-dependent phospholipid binding. NCBI's taxonomy places the organism in Eukaryota, Metazoa, Chordata, Mammalia, Lagomorpha, Ochotonidae. Gene Ontology annotation, biological process: cellular response to calcium ion. Gene Ontology annotation, cellular component: plasma membrane. Bases 112 to 1785 code for a protein of 557 amino acids. The record is from RefSeq and is a predicted model, not a curated record.
AAUAGCAGCGGAGCCAGAGCCGGAGCCGGCACCAGCGGCUGGAGCAGCAAGGGAGUGAGGGCCAAAGCCAUAGAGCCAGAGCCAGAGGAGCCCCCCCGUCCUCACAGUGACAUGUCGGACCCUGAGAUGGCCUGGGUGCCUGAGCCACCAGCCAUGACGCUGGGGGCUUCACGGGUUGAGCUGCGGGUGUCCUGCCACGGCCUCUUGGACCGAGACACGCUCACCAAGCCCCACCCCUGCGUGCUGCUCAAACUCUUCUCUGAUGAGCAGUGGGUGGAGGUAGAGCGCACAGAGGUGCUUCGCUCCUGCUCCAGCCCAGUCUUCUCCCGGGUGCUGGCCCUUGAGUAUUUCUUCGAGGAGAAGCAGCCCCUGCAGUUCCACGUGUUUGAUGCUGAAGAUGGAGCCACCAGUCCCCGAAAUGACAACUUCCUGGGCUCUACAGAGUGCACCUUGGGCCAGAUUGUGUCACAAACCAAGGUCACCAAGCCAUUACUGCUAAAGAAUGGGAAGACUGCGGGCAAGUCCACAAUCACGAUCGUGGCCGAGGAGGUGUCUGGUACCAACGACUAUGUGCAGCUGACCUUCAGAGCUCACAAGCUAGAUAACAAGGACCUGUUCAGCAAGUCUGAUCCUUUCAUGGAGAUUUACAAGACCAACGGGGAUCAGAAUGACCAGCUGGUGUGGAGGACCGAGGUGGUGAAGAACAACUUGAACCCCAGCUGGGAGCCGUUCCGCCUGUCCCUGCACUCCCUCUGUAGCUGUGACGUCCACCGGCCCCUCAAGUUCCUGGUGUAUGACUAUGACUCAAGUGGGAAGCAUGACUUCAUCGGUGAAUUCACCAGCACUUUCCAGGAGAUGCAGGAGGGGACAGCAAACCCUGGGCAGGAGAUGCAAUGGGACUGUAUCAACCCCAAGUACCGGGACAAGAAGAAGAAUUACAAGAGCUCAGGGACAGUGGUGCUGACCCAGUGCACGGUGGAGAAGGUACACACCUUUCUGGAUUACAUCAUGGGUGGCUGCCAGAUUAGCUUCACGGUGGCUAUUGACUUCACUGCCUCCAAUGGGGACCCAAGGAGCAGCCAAUCCCUUCACUGUCUCAGCCCGCGCCAACCCAACCACUACCUGCAGGCCCUGCGUGCAGUGGGAGGCAUCUGCCAGGAUUACGACAGUGAUAAGCGGUUUCCAGCUUUCGGCUUUGGGGCUCGAAUCCCUCCCAACUUUGAGGUGUCCCAUGACUUUGCUAUCAACUUUGACCCGGAAAACCCUGAAUGUGAUGAGAUCUCAGGGGUCAUCGCCUCCUACCGUCGCUGCUUGCCCCAGAUCCAGCUUUACGGCCCUACGAACGUGGCUCCCAUCAUCAACCGGGUGGCUGGGCCAGCCCAGCGGGAGCAGAGCACCGGCCAAGCUUCGAAGUACUCGGUACUGCUGGUACUCACUGACGGUGUGGUAAGCGACAUGGCAGAAACCCGCACUGCUAUCGUGCGUGCCUCUCGCCUGCCCAUGUCCAUCAUCAUCGUGGGCGUGGGCAAUGCCGACUUCUCCGACAUGCGACUGCUAGACGGUGACGACGGUCCCUUGCGCUGCCCCCGAGGGGUGCCUGCAGCCCGUGAUAUUGUCCAGUUCGUGCCCUUCCGAGACUUCAAGGAUGCUGCCCCCUCUGCGCUUGCCAAGUGUGUCCUGGCUGAGGUGCCGCGACAGGUGGUGGAGUAUUACGCCAGCCAGGGCAUCAGUCCUGGGCCUCCCAGGCCCAAUACGCCCACCACCACACCCAGCCCUAGCCCGUGA